AUGACUCGUCGGAGGACGCACUACAUCAACUUCAUGGCAGACGGACACUCUCAUUUCCGGACGUCUGCCUCGGGAAAUAUCGAGAUCCCGUCAUCCUCCGGAGCCUCCCAGGUUCCGAAUACUGCGGCUGAGCAGUCUCCACCACCGCCUCCACCACCACCUCCACCACCGGCUCCUGAACCCCGCCCUCCUCAACCGUAUGCCCAAUUUACGAUUGAGGACUUACUAGCCCUACCAGGAUGGGGGGCUUUACGACGUCUGGUCCCCGGAAAAGCGGAACCAGGCUCUUAUUGGUUUGACUUGGAUAAUUGUGUCGGUCGGAGCGUUUCCGACACAAUUAAGAGCCAUUUCGUCGAGCCUCACUACAACUGGAGCAGGGUGUCGCAAGAGACGUUCGACACCUGGUACAAAUGCUUUGCGCAACGGUGGAACUGGGACAUCGGGAUCAACGAGACGGUCCGGGAAGCGUUCCGUCUGAAGGCGCAGAAACGCCUAGUCAACACCGUUUCCGAUUGGAAGCGGAAGUGGGAGACCGACGGCGACGACGCAAAGCCGAGCCCGAUGUCCACUUCCUGCUGGAACGGGUUGAAGGCAUAUUGGAUGAACCCGCAUGCCCAAGACGUAGCUGGUAAGUGUUCGGCCGUUCGAAACCGGGUCGGUCCUGACGGUCAGAAGUUAGUGACCCCGCACACUUCUGGCCAAAUAUCAUUUGCGGGUAGACGUCUAAUGAUGAGGAUCGCCGAGCGGGAAACCCAGGCAACACCUAACGGUACUAUCCAAGUACCUUUGACCGUCCUCGAGCAAGACCAGAUCUUCGAGGAGGUAUGA
Eutrema salsugineum is the source of this 828-nucleotide messenger RNA. RefSeq names its product formin-like protein 2. NCBI's taxonomy places the organism in Eukaryota, Viridiplantae, Streptophyta, Magnoliopsida, Brassicales, Brassicaceae. The record is from RefSeq and is a predicted model, not a curated record. Bases 1 to 828 code for a protein of 275 amino acids. The transcript has 4 exons.